Messenger RNA from Candida tropicalis MYA-3404, 1428 nucleotides. RefSeq lists its product as uncharacterized. The coding region runs from base 1 to 1428 and encodes 475 amino acids. The record is from RefSeq and is a predicted model, not a curated record. Lineage: Eukaryota; Fungi; Ascomycota; Pichiomycetes; Serinales; Debaryomycetaceae. The transcript has a single exon.
AUGACUUUACGAACGACAAGUCUUCAAGCACAACAGCACAAUGUGCACCCACACCAGGAAGAACGCGGGAGGUCAAAGAGUAAGGAUUUGACAAGAUCAGCUGAAGGUUCUCAAAACAGACUGAAUAAUUUAAAAACCAUUCAAGAAAGUUCAAAUUCUUCUAUAAAUAAUAAGCGAACUUUUCGAUCGAAAUCUACUAAUGAUUCUUUGGCUAUGGCUAACAGAAAACGACAAUUACCACUACAUGCUGGACGAAAUCAUUCCGAACAAUUAUUAUACACAGCAAUAAACCAAAAUCAUCAAUUCAAAUCAAAAUUGACUAAAUCAAUGUCAUCACAAGGUAAUGCCUCACAAUUAUUACCACCCACAGCAAUUCAAAAGAAUAUCCCCAUGGUUCACCAAGAAAUAUCCUACAAUAAAAGACCCGAAUUUAAAAGGUGGAACUCGUAUGAUAUUCCAAGUACUAAUUCAAGAGAUCUGAAACUGGAUGUAUUUAGUCGUCCUGAGAUACUUGGUAAAGAUAGUGUGUCUCCAUUGACCGUGUUACAAGAUAAUUUCAAUACUAAAAGACCCAUAGUUAAUAAUGUGGUCACUAUGCCCACGGACAAUUCCUUCAAGUCAUUAUCAAAAGAAAAUAUCAAUGAACCUGAUGAUUCAAUCACAACUGAAAUGAUAAAGAAGCCAAAUUUAUAUGAAAAGAUGAAAAAUUUUGCAAACGCAAGCAUGGGCUCUUUAGUUAGUUUUCAAGAUAAAGUAACCAACAGGUCAAGUGAUAUAUCGCGGAUACAAAGUGAACUGGAUGAUGACGAUUCGAACACAGACGAUGAUGAAAUAUGGGGGAAUACAAAUAAAGAGAAUGUACCAGAGUCGGACACUCAAUAUCCAAUAGAUCAAGUCGAAUCAAAUUUAUCAACUCAGGAACAGGAAGAGCCUAUUAAUUUUGAGGAUCUUGUUAAGAAAAUUGAUGACUUCCAAGGAAAUUUUGUCAACAAGCAAUCUAGUAGAAGUGGCACGUUGAGAAGUCAACAAAGACAAUUAGACUAUAAAGAGUUGUAUGAUUAUGAUUCAAAUGAUAAUAGUCGAACUACAUUUUCAUAUGAAUGGAAAAUUCAAAAUGAGACUAUAUCAUCACAAUAUAACACAAUACGAUUGAGAUUUUCAUCUCGUCAUAUGGGAGUUUUAGGGUUUAUUGAAAGGUACCAAGAGCACAACAAGUCAAGCACACCAAGUACAUAUUCAUGCUUUGACGAUAUCAACUCCAAAUUGAACGAUGCCUGGGAACAUGAAUACAACUUGCUUUUUGAAAGCUCAGUCCUAACUACACCUGUAAUCGCUAAUACUGAAUCCAGAGAAGAUCAAAAUAUCUACAAACCAGGAACCACAAAUAUGGCCUCACUCGCAAAAAGUGUUAAACUAGGAGGCGUGUAG